UUUGGAGUCUCAAAAUGAAGACAAUGUUCAAGUCCCAGGAGCUAUGGGAUUUGGUGGAGAAUGAGUAUGUUGAGCCAAAUCCGGCACCGGCUCAACCCGACCAACAGCUACGGGAGACUCGCAAGAAAGAUGCAAGAGCACUAUUUUUCAUCCAAUCGGCACUGGAUGAUGAAAAUUUUCCCCGAAUUGCAACAUCAACAACCUCCAAUCAAGCAUGGGAGACUCUAAAGCAAGAAUAUUUGGGCAACAAGAAGGUAAUUACUGUGAAAUUACAAAUACUUCAUCGUGAAUUUGAAACUUUAGCCAUGAAAGACAAAGAGUCUGUGCAAGAAUUUAUGUCUAGAGUUUCUGGAAUUGUUAAUCAUAUGAAAACCUAUGGUGAAAGUAUUAACAAUGAAAUUGUUGUAAGUGAAGUGUUGAGAAGUUUAACAAAAAGUUUUGACCAUGUUGUUGCUGCAAUAGAAGAAUUUAAGGACCUAUCUACUUACAGUUUUGAUGAACUAAUGAGUUCAUUGUUAGCCCAUGAAGUUCGAAUCAGUAGGUCCUAUGAAAAGGUGGACGAGAAAGCUUUUCAGGUGAAGGGGGAGCCUCUUUACAAGGUGAAAUCAGAAUUUUUUUGUGGCCGAGGCAGAGGAAGAGGUGGCUAUCGUGGUCGAGGUCGUGGCAGCGGCAAAGGAAGAGGUCAAUUUGGCGAUCAGCAUCAAAACAGAAACAACAUUCAAUGUCGAUAUUGUAAGAAGUUGGGCCACAUAAAAGCUAAUUGCUGGACCAAGCAGAGGGAUGAAGAAAAGCAAGCAAAAUUCACAGAGUAAAAGCAAGCAAAUAUCACAGAGGAAGUUGAAGA
This is a messenger RNA of Nicotiana tabacum (common tobacco), 844 nucleotides long. RefSeq lists its product as uncharacterized. The record is from RefSeq and is a predicted model, not a curated record. Gene Ontology annotation, molecular function: nucleic acid binding; zinc ion binding. Lineage: Eukaryota; Viridiplantae; Streptophyta; Magnoliopsida; Solanales; Solanaceae.